Effrenium voratum is the source of this 2865-nucleotide messenger RNA. NCBI's taxonomy places the organism in Eukaryota, Dinophyceae, Suessiales, Symbiodiniaceae. The record is from the annotation of a GenBank genome assembly.
AUGGAUGUGGUGCCAAGCUCUGAUGGGGCCAACAACUUGGCCAACGCCCCGUCUUCCAAUGGCAACGGCGACAGCCCAGCGAUCUCCGAAGCCAAGGAAUCAGGAAGUAUGCAGUCGUUUCUGCAGACGCUGCGAAGGACCUUUGGCAGUCGGUUUCUCUGCUACCUUGUGCUCAACUACAUGUUUCUGAAGGGCAUGGUCUUCACGAUGCUGCAGACUUCCAUGCUGCCGUACUUCCAGAAAAUGGGCGUGAAGGGUGUGGAGUUUCAGCUGGCCUCGGUGGUGGCCAUGAUCCCCUGGUCCAUGAAAGGGUUCAUCGGUGUGCUGAGCGACAUCGUGCCAAUAGGACGCUUCCACAAGCGAGGCUACCUUCUGCUCUCUGCCAUGCUGGGUGGUUUCGGCGUCUGCGUGCUGGGCUUGUGGCGUCCGGGCGAAGGCCACUUGUGGACCGCCGCCGCGCUCUUCGGUUGCGCCUUCACCUUCCUGGCCACCUUCGACUUGCUCUGCGAGGGCAAGUACUCGGAGAUGAUGCGCGAGGAAAAGGCGGGCUCAGAGGUCCUGACCUUCGUGUGGACCAUGUGUCAGUGGGGCUCGCUCCUGGCGGCCGCGGUUCUCUACUUCGUCAUCGACUCCGAGGGCCCUAGGCCGGUGAUCCUGGGUUGCCUUCCAUUCGCCUUCGUGGCAUUUUGGCGAACCUGGAUGGGUGACCUACACGAGGAGCCAGCCAGAUCCUGGAAGUCGCUGAGAGCCAAGGCCUACUCAGAGCCGGAGCUCUUUCUACUGGCGCUGCUCAUGGCCUGCGGCAGCCUGGUGGUUGCCUUGGCCACGGCCUUCUGGGGCCGCCAGGGCCGUCUGCUGGCUGCCGUGAGCGUGUCCGUCCUGCUGGUUGUUUUCUCCUUCCGGACUUUGCCGCGGGUGCUGGCGCGCAGCAACCUGUACAUGUUCAUCAUAUCCAUCUCAUACCUGGACCUCUCCGGACCGCUGUCAUACUGGUACACAGGGACUGAUGGCUGUGUACCUUCGGGCCCGCACUUCAGCUACUCCUACUUCCUGGCAGUCUCCAAUGUCGUGGGGUCUGCAGGCAGCAUGCUGGGCGCGGUGCUCUUUCAGUCUAUGCAGAGCUGGUCCUUCCGCAGCGCCUUCCGCGUCACCACCUUCGUGCAGAUCUCGGCUUCCCUGUUUGACCUUUUCAUCAUCACUCGCAUGAACUUGACCCUGGGCAUCCCAGAUGCAUUCGCCUAUCUCUUUGGGGACGCAGCCUGCCAAAGCAUCGCUGCCCAGAUGAUCAUCAUGCCGCAGGCGCUGCUGACAGCCCGGCUCUGCCCGAGGGGCGCGGAGGCCACGGUCUUUGCGAUCCUCGCCGGGUUCCAGAACUUCGGGAGCAACAUCGGAUCCAUCCUGGGAGCCCAGCUCGCAGAGACGUAUGGCAUCCAGUGCAGCCGCCUGGGACCCUGCAACUUCGAAUCGCUCAUCAACCUCAUCAUCUUGUGUCACAUCCUGGCUCCAAUGGCGUGCCUGUCAUUCCUUUUCCUGGUCCCCACAGCCAAGAUGAACGACGAGAAGGCCUUCGCCACGGACUCGCCGCCGCCUUCCUUUGCGUCGCCGUCGCCAUCCCCGCUCAACUCUCCUCGAGUUUCGGAUCCAGACAGCCCGGAACCCGAGGGCGAUGGCGAGUACUUCCUCCUACAAGACGACGGCAUGGUGGUGCGGCAGCUUUCCGGCUGCCUGCAGACGGCCCCGAGCAAUAGUCGAGGCACCACUCUGCCCCGGAGCGAGCUGAGAAAAAGCCUCACACAGGAGGAGUGGUUUGACUACCGUCCAGGUGGCCGAUGGCUCGUGGAGCAGGCGGACAAAGGUCGGCUGGUGGGGGAGCUUCUGCCGCUGCGGCGUUUGGCCUGGAUCCGGAUGCUAGGUGUUGUCACUGGCGAUAGCCUGGAGAGAUGGCCAGAGGAGCUGGACGUGCACCGGAAGCAGUACAACCAACUCCUCGAGGAUUUCCGGAAGGAGACCGACGUGAAGGCCGUGGAUCCCAAGCUGUGCAACCCUCUGUCCCGCAAUGCGGACAACCCCUACUUGAAGAUUCAGGUGAAUGAGGAAUUGCUGAAGGAGAUCUGGAAGGAUGUAGAGCGCACCUUUCCGGAGUGCGAGUUUCUUUCCUCCGCGGAGAGCAGAAAGGUGCUACAGCGAAUCCUCUUCCAUUGGUGCCGCUCCAAGAACCCCUCCCUCACAGCCUCUGACAGCUACCGGCAGGGCAUGAACGAGCUGGCUGCGGUGCUGUACUCGGUUACGAAGCAGGGUGAGUACAGCAGAGGCUCUGACCCAGAGGCCUUAGGUGCCCGGCUGUGCGGCAGCCAGCACAACGAGGCCGAUGCCUUUGCUUGCUUCGUCCACCUUAUGAACAAGGGGAUCCGGCCCAUGUUCCUGGCUCCGUCCAAUUCGCGGCCGAACCGCUCGCCCAUCGGGGAUCUGCCACGUUCACGGAUGGCAGCUGAUCCAGGCGCGCCAGGGUCGGCGAUUCUGGCGCGCUGCCAGUACAUCUUUGAGCAGGUGGUUCGCGCUGUCGAUUCAGAGCUCUUCGAUCACUUGAAGAGGAUGGACAUCGAGGCGCAGGUCUUCCUGUUGCGAUGGAUUCGGCUUCUCUUUUGCAGAGAGUUCGAACUGAAGGAGAUACCUACAUCCUCUGGGAUGGGCUCCUGGCCAGCGCCGGUCAGCCGCUGCCCUCGCUGCGGUAUACUGGCAAAGAUCCGGUCACUGCAGAGGCGGCGGAGGCCUCCGGCGAGCUUCCACUCCUGGACUUUGCAGCUGCAGCGCUGCUUCUGCGCAUGCGCCGUGAACUCAUCGGAAUGGACCAGACGGAGUGCUUGA